AGGUUCCUAUAUCAUUUUUUUCCAAACUGAAUAGUUUGCGCGAGAGACACUUCCAAAGUGGUAAAAUGUGUGUCCAAAGUGGUAAAAUGUUGAACAAGUUCUAGCAAGUAGAUUUUUUUUAAUACGUCUUAAAUGGUACGGAACCCUUCAUGCGCGAGUCUGACUCGCACUUGGCCGCUUUUUUUUUCUUUCGGAGCGAUUAUCUCCGAAUAUAUUCACUUUAUCAAAAAAUGUUUGUUGAAGACCCUUAUUAGUUUUGAAAGACCUUUCCAACGAUAUACCAGACUGUAGGGUUGAAGCAAAAAAAAAAAAAAAUUCACCCUCACUUUACGUGUAGGGGAAAACCCUAAAAAAAAAAAAAUUUUUAGAUUUUAUUGUACGACUUUGUCGGCUUUAUUAAUUUAUAUAUCCAUGCCGAAUUUCAGCUUUCUAGCACUAACGACCACGGAGCAAAGCCUCGGACAGACAGACAGACAGACAGACGGACAUGGCGAAACUAUAAGGGUUCCUUCUUGACUACGGAACCCUAAAAAGGGAGGUCCUUUUCUGUUUAGUUUUAAAAUAACGACAUCUGUUCGCCACGGGCACAUUACCCUUGGCAGGAUUGUGGGCGCGUUUGCCACUCCCGUAUUACCUUUACCCGACACUGUUUCUAUAGUCUGCGAUGACUGUAAUAUAUUUUCAGUUCAGGCCAAUGAUGACAUUCGGAGAGGUAGGUAAUAACUUACCUACUUUACUACUUUUAGCUACUUUACUUACUUACCUAUGGGACUCCAUCCAUACUAUCAUGAACUGGCGGUCGUAGAAAUCGUAAUAAACGUAUCGUAUAAUUCGUAUAUAAUAUAAGAGGUACCUACAAAAAUCGUCAUUAUCGGCAGUGUUGUUUAAAAUAUCUUUAUUAAAAUCACUCAUAGCAAUUAUAAUAUUCAUAAUAUUGAAAUCCUUGCUCAGUCCUUAAACAACACUUUUAUUGUGGUUUAAUUUCGACUCCACCACAUCAAGCCACAUGUUCCAAAACUGUAAAAUAGUGACAGUAGUAAUAGUUAUGUACUUUAAAAUGGAUUUACACUUCAUAUACUUUAAGUUACUCAGUCAUUUUACCUAAUCUAAUAUUAUAUUGUAUUAUGGUUACCUAUACAUACAAAUACUUAUUCUAUUAUUGUCGUGCUUGGUUUGGUUAUCGGCGUCUUACGAACAAAGAAUAUAAUACUCACUACUUACGAUCCAAUACUAGAUUUACCAUUUAUGAACGUUCCUCAAUAUUUAAACGUCAAUGUCACACAGCUGUCACGAAAAUGUGCUAGGUGCUAAAUAAAAACAAUAACAAAGCCUUUUAAUAAAGUUGUGUAACAAUUUAAUCGCGUCUAUUUAUGUUUCGUUUUAUAUCUCGUACACUUUAUUAUGUCUUGUGUAUAAGUGGAAUAAACUGACGGAGAUUCUACGCGUUACUAUUAACCGGUACCAAAAUGACAACGCCCGAGCUUUGCGUCAGCAGGUUCUUCCAAGAACACUCAACAUUACCAGCGAAAAGUCCCAAUAGAACACUAUCUAUAAAUCUAGAUUCUUCUCAAGAAUCCCAAGAUUCCAGCCAGUGCUCGCUCGACGACGCGGACCUACUCAGUCUCUCCCAGCUUACUAUACAAGAACAGGAACCAAUCAAAAUAGGUCCUUUCUAUAACAUAACACCAAGGGAAAUGCCACUAUCUCCGCAUUACGUCUUAGAAGAAGAGUUUUCUACAAACCCCUGGGCGAUGUUAAUAGCAACCAUCUUCCUAACGAAGACAUCAGGCAAAACCGCUAGGCCCCACAUGCAAAAAUUCUUCGAAGAAUUUCCCACCCCGUAUCACGUUUUAAACGACUCUCCUACGUCAUUAGAACGUUUUUUUGAUACGUUAGGACUAAGGAAACGAGGUCAUAUGAUUUGGAAGUUGACUUAUCAGUUCGUUUCAUCGAAAUGGCGGCGGGCUAGCGAUCUCCACGGCGUAGGGAAGUACGGGGAAGAUGCGUAUAGGAUAUUUUGUUUGGGGCACACAGAUUUGGACCCUGGGGAUAGGUAUUUGAAGCUUUAUUUGGAUUGGCUGCGCAGAACGGAAUUUUUGAAGGAUAACGGAGUUGCCGACUGUGAGUGCGUUAUCGAGGACCCGGCGUUGAAAUAUUAUAGCAUUACCUUAAGGAAUGUUGUCUAAAAUUAAAACUGUAAAUUAUGAGAAAAUGUUCCUGUAACCUAUACCUACUUGUAAUUUGCUUCAAUAAGCCACUUACUAGUCUUGAUUAUAUAACAACCAUAAACUUGGAGAGGUUGUGUUGAUUUAUAACAGAGUUUUUAUUCUUCAUUUUGUGUAAGUAGUUGUUGUAGACUGCUAAAAAAAGGUACCGAAAAUAUUUUUUACAGCCGUUAUAGGAGUUAGUUUGUCAGACAAACUUACGAUUAGGUAUAAUGAUACAGAUUUUAUAUAAUUUUUUACCACACCUUUUACUUUUAGUUUUACUUAUUUAAAAUAAAUGUUGACAACUUUAUAUGCCUAGUAUAUAGAUAAGUUGUUAUACCUGAUAGGAAUUAGGAACCUUGAUUGGUCGGUUUCAAAGGUAAUUUGAAAUAGAGGUGUAUUGUCAAAGAAAACUUUGUAGCCACAGUAAAUUUACCGCCAUCUUUCGACACAUGAUUAAAACUUUUAAGAGUGCCAUUUGACUUUGAUCCUUAUUCUUUCGCUGAUAUGUGUUAAUUAGUUAAAUAUCAAAAGGGGCGACUGCAUCUCCAUAUAAACCUAGUCCCCAUUUUCCUUCCUAGAUAUUGACAUAAUGCAAAAUAUAAUAUUACACAAUUUAUUGUAAUAUUAAUCACGGCUAUGCCCAUUCGUUUCACUGUUUCCAAUUUUUUGACUAUUAAAAGAGGAGCGUAAAGCAAAUUCCAUUGAAAAUGUUGAAACCUUUUAAAUCCAUAGAGGAUCAACUAGAUGGGCUAUACGCGUGCGCCCGUGAGGGAUAAAACAUACGCAAUGCGUCAAAUUAAAAACACGUUUUAACAUUCCUGACAACAUACCAAAAACAACCUACGUAAUUUGGCGGGUUAUUUGUUGCCCACCAUAAGCCAUACUAAAAUUAAACGGUGGGGAAUAAAAAAACGUGACAUGGACAAACAAUCAGCGCUAUCUCUGCUACUCCGACUGAACGUUCCAUAAGAGCAUCUCGUUCGGUCAUCUGCCGGCUCUACCGUUUCAUCUCUAUACUUAUUGUACCUCUAUGUUUAAAUUUCAUGAUAAUAAAAAAAGACGACAAAAAUAUUGCGAGUUUGUUCAUAUUGAUAUUUUUAGAAGUGACUGUACACACUAAGCACCUAUCGAAUUUGUCAUAGGAAAUAGUUAUUUCCACCACACCAACUGGUAAAGGCCCUCUUGAUUGUUAAAAAACGGGUCAAGUGCGAGUUCGUUUACCUAGCGCACCGAGGGUUCCGUACAAACUUUCAAUUUUCUCAUGAAAGACUUGAGCAGAAGUAUACUAUAAGUAUAAUCGUGUACAGCGCCAUCUAUGGGCGAGUUGCUUAACUAAUUUGUGCGAUCUGUAUGUAUGCUGGUUUUUCAGGGAUAAUUCUUUAUCAUGUGAACCGAUUUCAAUCAUUUUUAUUUUAUUUGAAAGCUGGUACCUUAAGUGUAAUCUCGUAGGAAUUUUAACUAUAAUAAACACCCGCAAACGGGAUUAAAUUGCAAAUUAAAUUACAAAAUGUUUUUUGUUAAUUAAAAAAAAAGUUAUCAAGAUA
This is a messenger RNA of Cydia pomonella (codling moth), 3754 nucleotides long. Its product is annotated as methyl-CpG-binding domain protein 4-like. The transcript is spliced from 2 exons. Gene Ontology annotation, molecular function: catalytic activity; DNA binding. Gene Ontology annotation, cellular component: nucleus. The record is from RefSeq and is a predicted model, not a curated record. Lineage: Eukaryota; Metazoa; Arthropoda; Insecta; Lepidoptera; Tortricidae. Gene Ontology annotation, biological process: DNA repair. Bases 1467 to 2186 code for a protein of 239 amino acids.